CCUCUGGUGGACGAAGGCAGCAGGAGGAAUGACCUCCUGCGAUUUCCAAUAGGUUGAUAAGCUCGUUGUGAGUUUAUUCGCAGCUUAUGAUUGGAUCCUGUCAAAGAGCUGCCUCGUCCUCACGGACUUGUGUGUGUGGCUUAUAGUUUGAUGUGUCUUAUCUAUGAGCAAAUCUCUUGUUCUCUCGAAAUUUAGUGGGUUCGGCUUAUACACUGGAAAUUACGGGAUAUGGGUGUUGUUUCAUGUCUAGAGGACUCCAAUAAUGGUCAAAAUUGUACUUAGAAAGUCAUAAAAAGGUUUGACAUAACUAUGAAAAUAUUACAUUUAUAAAGAAGGAAUUCACUUAUCAGGUUUGGAACUAAUUAACUGCUAUACACAGUACAGUAAUACCUUAUUAAAUCCUGCGUUAAACGAAUUUCUGCGAUAUAUGAGUCAAUGUUAGUAAAUGGAAGAUUUUUUCGUAGUUAAAGCAUACAAAACCUGUACGGGUUUUAACAUUAUUAGAGCCCUCUAGACAUGAAAUAAUACCCCUAUAGUCACCUUUACACUCUUAUUAUUCUUUGUUUAUAUCACAUUACUCAGGCUACGGGAUCACUGCAGGGACAUAACGGAUUGUCGAUGCUAGCACAGCAAGCUAGUGAGCUAACUAGUUAGCCUCUCUAAUGUACUUAUUCUAAACUUAAAGUGUUUCAAUCUGAGUGGGGAUGAAGGACAAAGAAGCCAAAAACUUACCACUUCCACACGAAAUGAGAGGAGAACCUUUUUUUCCCACUCGAUCUCAGCCAUGGCACGUCGGCUGAGCUCUGCUGGCUCAGUAGCCAGACUCCAUGCAGUGUGAGGGGUAAUGUCAUCUAACGUCAUGUCUCAUAACGUUACUGAUGCCUACUGACCACAACACUACUUUUAACUUGUCUUUCCCUCCAGUGCUGACAGGCGGGGUCCACAGUACGCGCUUGUUCCUGCGACGAGUGGCUGGCUGCCGGCCUGCGCUGGAACACCUCCACCUCCCUUUCCCCCUCCGCUGGUGCAAGUCUUUCAGUUCUUAUGUUGUAAAGUGUGCUUAUUUGUGUCUGUGUUGCCAGCACUACUCCUCCAUAGGAACAUAGUUGGUACUUUUUUUUCCCUCCUCCUCUCUCCUCUUGUUCUCCCCUUUCCUCUUCACCUUUUAUCGCCCAGUCAUCCUGUCCCGUCUAAACCCCCUGUCAUAUUGUAUGGUAUGUUGAAUAUGUACGGACGGGUGAUUGCACAAUUUAGCUUGUACCUCAGUAUAAGUGACUAUUAAAGGCCAUUGCCUCUCUUUCAAUAUUUUUGACUAAUAAUAGGUCAUAGUCAACUACGAAACGGCGAUCAUUUGCUAAUUAUUUUUUGAAAAGCCGCGAUAUAACGAGGGAUUACAGUACUGUAUGUGUAAAAAAGUAGCUCUUCUUCUUGUUGAAAAGCUGGAUUUGACAUUUCUUUAGCUGUGUAUUGAUUGGUAGCUUCAAAUGCUAACGUGUCCUUUCAUGUUAGAACUUUGCACCCCACCCAGCCCCCACAGAGCAACAAGUCCUCUUUGCAGGAGUGUGUGAGGUAUCGAGCGCCAGAGUGAAGAAUAUGCCGAAUAGAGUUUGGAUUUUGUUGCCUUUGCUGGUUUUUACGUGGCCGCGGAUCCUGCAUGGACUCACUUUGCUGCCCCAGGAGAACUUUGACGUGGAGCAGUUUGUGGGGAGGUGGUAUGAGGGGGGCGUGGUGUCUGAUUGUCCACAUUACACACGCAACAAGAAGGCAAGCCCGGGUGUUGUUGCUUUGGACUUGAAGCGAUCCCAUCAUGGGAACCUUACGGUGACGUCGGCCAUUUCCAGAAAUGGUUCAUGCCAGCAGACAUCCGUGCAGUACGCUUCCACAGAAACAGCAGGGAAGUUUUUCUACCAUGUUGCAAGGCUCGGCGUGGAUGUUGCCGCCUACGUGGUCCAUACCGACUAUGACGAGUACGCCAUGAUGGGUCUGCUGAGCACGGAGAGAACGUCACAGAAUAAAACCACCAUCCUCAAACUUUAUACUCGAUCUUUGGAUGUGAGGCUUGCGGUGCUGGAGGACUUCAAGGCGCUGGUCCAAAAACAUGGGAUGAGAGAUGACAGCAUCAUCUUUAAUGAGAACAGAAUUUUAAAUACGUGCAUAUGAAAAUUCAUGCACUCUUGUUGCACUGUUGACUGACAACAUUUCAAUAAUUAUGUCCUAGUUUUACCUUUCACAAUCGCUAUAACGUCAUUUAUAUACUGUACAAUAUUUGCUGUAAAUCAGGGCUCCCCCACCACCGGAUGGCUAGGUUUUGUAAAUAACUACAUCCGAUUUUAUGUAAAUGUGUAUUAGUUUUGGGAAUAAAAUCUAAUAUUUUAUUGGAAAAAUAAUACACUGUUAGGAAGCCUAUAGUUUUUCCAUGUUUAAGUGGUCUUUCAUUAGGUUUGGCCGUGCGUUUAUUCCCAGCAGUCCUUGAACGCAUCAUAAUCGUGUUGGCCGAGAUAAAGUGGUGGUUUCUCCGAUGCUACCACAAAUAGACUUACUUUUAUAUUUUUCCAUUCAGUGUUGUUUCCAAACGCUGAUACUUGGUGAGGAUGCAUAAACGUGAGGUUUGAUGACGUUAUUAUGUGUGUGUUGAGUGCUACUGUUUGUAUUUAUUCCAUGCCAAGUUAAUUCAUGCUAGCACACCGGCUGUAGCCCACACAUCAAAACAACGAUGUGAUCAUUUUCCCUCUGGAAAACAAACUCCAGGCUCGUACCAGUGGUGAGUCUGUAUGCAUCUUGUGCCUUUAAUUUGAUAUUGUUGGAAGCUACUUUUCUGAUACUUUUAUUCAUUGCAGUCAGACCAGACGUAAUGGUCGGCGCUUUUACGGAAGUGUGUUGUUUGUAGACGUUCUUUCUUCCUUCCUUGUCCUGUAAAUGGCAGUGGCGCCCCCUGUGGGUUGUGGUCAAAAUGCAUUGGAAGACAUGCUAGCGUACAUGUAAUAGAAAUAAAGCCUUAUAAAGCUAAGUGUUCACAUGAAAGUACAGGGGCGUAUAAAGGGGGUGAAGGUAGGAACAUUCCAAGGGCCCGUGACGAACAGGGACCCCAGUAAAUAGGUAAAUCAUUUUGCUAUCUGGUGGUGAUUUAAAAAAAAAUGUAUUUGAAAAUGUUGUGUACACGAAAUUGUUUGGUCAGCUACUACCCGCGCCUGCUUCUGGCAAGGCCACGAGACUUAAGCAGACUGCCGAUUCAACUGCAAAUGAAUGGAACAGCGUGUCGUACGCUAUGGAGCAGGAGGUCCGCCAUGAUGGUGAGCAAGAGCGGUGGGCGGGGCUAGGCGCACAACAGUGUACAAUGUAUUCACGAGCUCUGAGCUGAGUAUAAAGGUUAUACGCAGUGCGUACACUUGGAUGAAAUGGAUACUAGGGAUGCUCCGAUCAGGUUUUUAUGCUGCCGAUAGCGAUCAUCCAUGAGUGAAAUCGGCCGAUACCGCGACUGAUCACAGUGUCAUUUUGAAAAUAGAAAACAUAAAAAAACAUUUAUGUUCAUAGCUUAUUUCAACCCAAACAAAGUGAAUAUCCAAUCCACUUUAUUAAUAUAGCACAUUUUAUAAACACUGUUUCCACAGUGCUGCACAGACUAGUAAAACCAUAAAUAAUAAAUAAAAGUACUAACUAGUACAGUAAAAACUAAAAGAUCAAAUAAAAAACAAGAAACUGGUAAAAACUAUAAAAGCAAUAAAUACAAGAAGUAGGUAAAAAAAAUAAAGAAGUAAAUAAAAUAGAAUUAAAUUAAAUUAAAUAAAAAAAAAUAAAAUAAAACCAUGUAAAAGUAAAAAAGAAUAAAAGACACAGAGGACCACACGACUUAUGCCGAGUUAAACGCCAGAGGAUAAAAGUGAGUUUUAAGACGAGACUUAAAGCUUUCAAUUGUGGGGGCUGUUUUUACAUGAGGGGGGAGAGUGUUCCACAGCUUUGGGCCAACUACGGAAAAGGCCCGGUCUCCCCUGGUCUUAAGUCUGGUCUUAGGCACCACCAGUCGGAGCUGGCCUUCGGACCUCAAUGUGGCGCUGGAGUGUACAUUUGGAUGAGGUCCGAGAUGUACUGAGGGGCCAGCCCCUUCAACGCCUUAAAAACAAACAAAACGAUCUUAAAAUCAAUUCUAAAACGCACAGGCAACCAGUGCAGGGAGGCUAAAAUUGGGGUAAUAUGCUCCCUCUUUUUGGUUCCUGUUAAAAGCCGUGCUGCAGAGUUCUGGACUAACUGGAAGCGAGAGAGUCAUGUAUGGCUUAUUCCAAAGUAAAGGGCAUUACAGUAGUCCAGAUGUGACAAAAUAAAAGCGUGCAUGGCUUGGAUACUUUGGAUAGAAGCCGAAGUUGAUAAAAAGAGGAUUUUACAACGGCGUUAAUUUGUUUAUGACGUUUAAAAUCACCGUCGAUUAUGACGCCAAGGCUGGUGGCUGUGGGACUGACUUGGUUCUUGAUGGGGCCCAAGUCCAAGAGGGGCCACUAUUAUUAAGGAGGAUAACUUCUGUCUUCCCCUCAUUGAGCUUUAAAAAAUUUGAAGCCAACCAGACCUUGACGUCGCUUAAGCACUCAAGAAGGGGUGUCGGGGGGGCAUGGUCGUUUCUUGGAAGUAAGAGGUAAGUAAAUCAGGCUUUCAUCUGCAUGAAAGUGAUAGGAGAUGCCAUGCUUUCUAAAUAUUGUACUAAGUGGGAUCAGGUAUAGCGCAAACAGGAUGGGCCCCAGGAUUGAUCCCUGGGGGACUCCACAGUCAAGGAGGACGGUAGACGAGGAUGCAAAAGUUCUAUCACUCUCACAACGACAGGAAGUCCCACAGGACAGACUUGUUUGUUUUGGCUUUGUGAAAGGAAAGUGGGUGGGAGACGGUGGCUUUAGGUCGGCUGCUGCAAUGGAGGUGGAGCUGACCGUCGAAGGGGAUCAGCGUUUAAAAGCAAGUUUUGGGAUAUUGCUUGCUUUUUACCGUGCUUUUUCACGGUAAUCGGCCGAUACUGAUCGGUGGCCGAUGGAUCGGAGCACCCCUCUAGCAUACAUUGUAUCGUCAUUAGACAAAUGCUCAGUGAUUGUGGAGAAUUAGCUUAACCAAAUGUUUACAUGAAUGUACUGUAAACGCAAUGGAUGCCCGCCAGCGUGGCUGCGCAAGUGUAAGUUGGUAAACACUCCCUCGACCUUAAGAACGCUGGGUCAAGCGUCUGGGCUUUCGGCCCAACGGUCAGCGCUCUCGUCACCCAUUCCAAAGGUCGUGUUUGAGCCCAGCGCGGGGCUAGCUGAAACAUGCGGGUUACAUACAGUAUUUUUAUGUGUAAUUGACUAAGAUGAAGACAAACGACGGGUAAGUAGACAGUUUUGACAGCAGAAACAUGAAAUCUAAGUGUGCAUGUUCAUGUUUGGAUCAUCAAGUGGAGAUGCGGGGUUUUCAUCGGAGGAGCAACAACGUACUUGAAGGUAAAACAGCACGCAUUCAUUCGCUACUCAUUAAC
Dunckerocampus dactyliophorus (ringed pipefish) is the source of this 5479-nucleotide messenger RNA. RefSeq names its product protein AMBP-like. The record is from RefSeq and is a predicted model, not a curated record. NCBI's taxonomy places the organism in Eukaryota, Metazoa, Chordata, Actinopteri, Syngnathiformes, Syngnathidae. Gene Ontology annotation, molecular function: serine-type endopeptidase inhibitor activity. Gene Ontology annotation, cellular component: cell surface; plasma membrane. The transcript has 5 exons. The coding region runs from base 1594 to 2160 and encodes 188 amino acids.